Messenger RNA from Nasonia vitripennis (jewel wasp), 1790 nucleotides. RefSeq names its product arrestin homolog (gene Arr2). Gene Ontology annotation, molecular function: G protein-coupled receptor binding. Lineage: Eukaryota; Metazoa; Arthropoda; Insecta; Hymenoptera; Pteromalidae. Bases 178 to 1422 code for a protein of 414 amino acids. The transcript is spliced from 7 exons. Gene Ontology annotation, biological process: signal transduction; G protein-coupled receptor internalization. Gene Ontology annotation, cellular component: cytoplasm. The record is from RefSeq and is a predicted model, not a curated record.
CGAAGCCCCAGCAAGUCUAUAUGAGCCAGGGUUCCGUUGCACGCGCCCGUCACUUCUGGGCGGGAAAAAACAAAACUCAUCCGGUGCAGGACGCGGAGGAGCGCCUCGUCGGUUUUUAGUUAAACAUUUUUUUGUCAUCCAUACGAGUAUCGUGCGAGAGAAGAGCCACCGCCGCAAAUGAUUCCCCUCCUGUUCUUGGCCUACGUCGUGGCCGUUAAGGUUUUCAAAAAGACCACACCUAAUGGCAAGGUCACGGUCUACCUGGGCAAGCGCGACUUCAUCGACCAUCUAGACUACGUCGACCCCAUCGAUGGCAUCGUCGUCAUCGAGAACGACUACCUCCAGGGCAGAAAGGUUUACGGCCAGGUGACAACCACCUACCGAUAUGGUCGAGAGGAGGACGAGGUCAUGGGGGUCAAGUUCAGCAAGGAGCUGGUGCUCUGCAAGGAACAGAUCAUCCCGGUGAAGAAGGAAAAGCAGGAGAACACCCCGAUCCAGGACCGACUGCUCAGGAAGCUCGGCUCCAAUGCCUACCCCUUUCUCUUCCAAUUUCCGGGCAACUCGCCGAGCUCCGUCACUCUUCAACCCGGUGACGACGACCAGGGCAAACCUCUCGGUGUCGAGUACACCGUCCGCAUUUACGUCGCCGAGAGCGAGGACGACAAGGGCCACAAACGCUCCUCGGUCGCCUUGGCCAUUAAGAAGCUUCAGUACGCCCCACCGACACGCGGCCGUAGGCUUCCGAGCUCGUUGGUCUCGAAGGGGUUCACCUUCUCCCAGGGUAAGCUCAACUUGGAGGUGACGCUGGACAAGGAGAUUUACUAUCAUGGCGAGAAAGUUUCGGCUAAUGUUAUCGUUACCAACAAUUCUCGCAAGGCUGUCAAGAACAUCAAGUUAUUCGUUGUCCAACACUGCGAAGUGACCAUGGUUAACGCUCAAUUCUCUCGCCACGUCGCCAGCCUGGAAACUCGAGAAGGCUGUCCCAUCACACCAGGCGCCUCCUUCACGAAACAGUUUUAUCUCGUGCCUUUGGCCAGCAGCAACAAGGAUCGUCGGGGAAUCGCACUCGACGGUCAUCUCAAGGACGACGACGUCAACCUGGCAUCCUCGACGAUGGUCGCCGAAGGCAAGGCUCCCAACGAGAACAUGGGUAUCGUAAUCUCGUACUCCGUCCGCGUGAAACUCAACUGUGGUACCCUGGGUGGUGAGCUCAUCACCGACGUGCCCUUCAAGCUCAUGCACCCGGCUCAAGGUGCCGGAACCGGAGGCGAAGGAGGCAAGGAAGCCUCGUCGAAGGCAGAAAGAAUGAAGAAGACCAAGAGCAUCGAGCGAAACCGAUACUCCGACAACUACGCCAACGACGACGACGAUAACAUCGUCUUCGAGGACUUUGCGCGUCUGCGGCUCAACGAGCCCGAAUAGACGAACGGAUCACUUCAUGUUCCAGGGAUGCGGCGGACUUGUUCUGAUUGAUCAACGAUUUGUCAUAAGUAUCAAUUGUGCCGUUCUUUUUUUCAGAAUUCCAGAACAAGCCGAUUCGACGAUCUUCCUCGUGAAUUACAAAAAAAAAAAAAAAAAAAGAAAAGAAAAAGUGCUUGGCUACGAAAAUUGACGAAUGACGCGUUUUUGCACGCGCGCGCGCGCGCUGAUGUAUACAAAAAUAUAUGAGAGAAAAAGGAUAAAAAAAAGAGAAAAAAAAUUUUUUAAAACUUUGUUAACAUCGUCUUGGGGAUUUCCUUUCGAUUGUGGUGGUCGAAGGGAAAUCCGUUGGGAGGCGAACAAAAAAAAAA